Molecule: messenger RNA, 1029 nt
Organism: Rosa chinensis
Lineage: Eukaryota; Viridiplantae; Streptophyta; Magnoliopsida; Rosales; Rosaceae
Exons: 3
Coding region: 222-761 (179 amino acids)
Source: RefSeq, a predicted model, not a curated record
ACCACCCGAUAGGUGUUGGGUUUUAAUCACAAAAGGCCUCGGUACAAUUGGGUGAGAUCCACCCACUUAUAAGUUAUAUUUUAUUUGUCACUUUUCCAAUGCGGGAUCUUUCCUCUCCAACAUACAAAAUAUACUGGUAUAUUGCACAGCGAAGAUAGCCAAAUUUGUGCCAGAAGAAAGGUACGUGGUUCUAUUUAGCUUGCCCAAAAUGCUUCAGGGAAAUGAGGAAAAAGCCACAAAGCCAAUUACUAAUCUGUACAGAACAUGAUAUGCAGCAACCUCUUUACAGAUUCAUAGUAACUGCAUUGAUAACUGAUGAAACUGAUGAGGCAUCAGCUAUCAUAAAAGGGAAACAAGGGGAGGAACUAUUUGGUACGACAUGUGAGGACCUCAUCCUCAACAAAAAUCAUGACAAUCCAAAUAUACUACCACAAGAAAUUCUCCGAAUAGAGGGCCAAAUCAAACUGCUGGAACUUGAAAUAGGCACUGCACAAAAUGUUAUUGUCAAGGGAAUACAUGAAGAUAUUCGUGGACUAAAUCCAACUCAGAGAAUUCAGCCCUCUAGCUCAACAGCCGACAACAUCCAGCCUUCAAGCUCAACACCCGACAAAGUUGAAACAACAAAAAAAAGGAACAAUCAAUCGUCUGAGUCUGACAAACAACUUUUCAAAACAUAUCCAACCAAAAAUCUCAAAAUGAAUGACAUCCUCACAGAUUCACUUGAAGACUCAUUUCGAGACUCAUCUGAAGACCUGAUGUAAAUAGCUACCCGUCUUCACAUGUCUGAAGACCUAAUGUAAAUAGCUAUCCAUCUUCACAUGUUUUGGCCAAGCCUAACCAUUUUUGGCACAAUGUACAUAAACAACUACUUGGUUAGCAUGCAUAUUUUUGGAAAUCUGGCUAAAUACCAGAUUUAAAAUCUGGAAAAGGCAUCAGAUUUUUGGUUAGCAUUAGUAGCCUUUAACAUCUACCUAUAAUGUAGUUUCAAUGUAAUAUAUCUAUAAUAUAAAACAAUGUGUUUCAAUGUUA